AUGGGAAAUAUUAAAUUCACGCUUUUCGCUCAAAUCUUUGCAUAUAUCAUUUUAACAUGCACAAAUCCGUAUAUGAAGGAUGAGUGUACAUUUGGCAAGUAUUUUGAUAAGAGACACAAUAUUGAUAAAGCAUUGAAUACAAGAGCCGAACGCCUAUUGGCAAAUUAUGAACUACGUUAUGCAUCGAAAAAAGCAGAUUCAACAGAUUUUUUAACAAGAUGUGAAACAUUUAGAACAUUAAGAAAUCAAGAAGACGAUAUCCCAGAAUAUGUUAAAUUAUAUAAAUACAGAAAAGGUAGUUUUAAGCCUUAUAAAGAACAUUCAAAUCUAUUAUGUGCUGUAUACAAAGACAUGAAAAAAGUUGAUAGUUGUUUUGAAAAAAAUAUAUUCAACCAUCUUGAAAGAUUGGAUGAACUAAAGAAACAUAAGAGAACUCCUAAAAGAACUUGUAAAAGAAGAAUUUUUAGAAAAUAUGAUAUAUUUCUUUUUAUAGGUUAUAUUAUUCCAUUACUUGUAGUAAUGUUUUCUUUGCUAAAUUAUGUCGCAAAACAAUUUAAAUAUACUGAAUACGUUGGUGGCUCAACUAUGAAAAAUUUAAAUGGUAAUUUUUAUUUUAUACCAAUUAUUUUAAUACCCAUUAUUUAUUUUUUAACAUUUUCUUAUGUUCAUCAAAAAGUUAAUAAAUUUAGAAGAUUAAAAUAUAAAUAUAGGAUGAUAUAA
Molecule: messenger RNA, 720 nt
Organism: Plasmodium gonderi
Lineage: Eukaryota; Apicomplexa; Aconoidasida; Haemosporida; Plasmodiidae
Product: variable surface protein
Exons: 2
Coding region: 1-720 (239 amino acids)
Source: RefSeq, a predicted model, not a curated record